Linum tenue is the source of this 1366-nucleotide messenger RNA. NCBI's taxonomy places the organism in Eukaryota, Viridiplantae, Streptophyta, Magnoliopsida, Malpighiales, Linaceae. The record is from the annotation of a GenBank genome assembly.
AAUAUCUCAUAAGCCCUCCUUCCGCCCUUUCUCUUCCAUUCAUUCCCUCGUUAGGAAGUGCGCCGCCGUCUCUAAUUCAGCGUUUGGAAGGAGCUCUUCUCUGGUUUCCGCAUCGUGCUUAGAUUCUCAUUCAGUUUGAAAUCAUGGCUGCAGCACCAAUAGCGAGGUCGUUCCUUCAGGUAGCGGCAACUGAGGAGGUCGCCACUCCUCUGCGUGUCGUUCAGAUCGAAGGAUUGGUUAUGUUGAAGAUUAUCAAACAUUGCAAGGAGUUUUCUCCAGCUCUAGUCACUGGCCAACUUCUCGGUCUGGAUGUUGGUAGCGUUCUUGAAGUAACCAAUUGUUUCCCCUUCCCGAUCAGAGAGGAAGAUGAAGAGGUCGAGGCAGAUGGUGCCAAUUACCAGCUUGAGAUGAUGAGAUGCUUAAGAGAGGUUAACGUUGACAACAACACAGUUGGAUGGUACCAGUCAACGCUGAUGGGGUCUUUCCAAACAGUUGAAUUAAUCGAAACAUUUAUGAACUAUCAGGAAAACAUUAGACGGUGUGUUUGUAUCAUUUAUGAUCCAUCAAGAUCAAGCCAGGGUGUUCUGGCAUUCAAGGCUCUGAAGCUCUCUGAUUCUUUCAUGGAGCUAUACAAAACUAACAACUUCACUGGAGAGAAGUUGAGGGAGAAAAACUUGUCAUGGGUGGAUAUUUUUGAAGAAAUCCCUAUCAAAGUCUCAAAUUCUGCACUUAUCAGUGCCUUUAUGACUGGCUUGGAAGAUGAUACUCCUGUUACCCAGUGUGACUAUGACCGUUUGCAACUGUCAACCAAUCCCUUUUUGGAGAGGAGUGCUGAAUUUUUGAUUGAAUGCAUGGACGAUUUAUCAAUGGAACAGCAGAAGUUCCAAUUCUACCAUAGAAACCUAUCACGCCAGCAAUCUCAGCAACAAACAUGGCUCCAAAAGAGGAGGGCUGAGAACAUGGCACGCAAGGCUGCUGGUGAUGAGCCUUUACCCGAGGAAGAUCCAUCGAACCCAAUCUUUAAGCCAAUUCCUGAGCCGUCUCGGUUGGAUAGCUUUCUCAUAACCAAUCAAAUUUCAAAUUUCUGCAACCAAAUCAAUGGGGUUGCUGGGCAAAACUUCAGCAGACUUUACUUGAUGAAAGCUUUGCAUGAAAACUGAUGUUGAGUGAGCCUGGAGGAAAGGGAACUUCCCAGUUUUAGAAGUUAGGUUUGUGAUACUCUGGCGGAAGUAAUACUGCAUGAAUUCUAAAUAUUGGAGAUGGUUGUUAGAGUGUGUAAGCUUAGCAAUCUUUCCUUAACUAUUCACAAUGUUGUUUUUGUUCUUGUUCUUGUUCUUGUUUUGUUGAUGAACGACAUUGUUGGGAU